Messenger RNA from Pungitius pungitius (ninespine stickleback), 528 nucleotides. Its product is annotated as gamma-crystallin M3-like. Gene Ontology annotation, biological process: visual perception; lens development in camera-type eye. NCBI's taxonomy places the organism in Eukaryota, Metazoa, Chordata, Actinopteri, Perciformes, Gasterosteidae. Gene Ontology annotation, molecular function: structural constituent of eye lens. The transcript has 3 exons. The record is from RefSeq and is a predicted model, not a curated record. Bases 1 to 528 code for a protein of 175 amino acids.
AUGAGCGCAAAGAUCGUCUUCUUCGAGGGGAGGAACUUCCAGGGCCGCUCGUACGAGUGCGUCGGCGACUGCGCCGAGAUCGCCUCCCACCUGCGCCGCUGCAGCUCCUGCCGGGUGGAGAGCGGCACCUUCAUGGUGUACGAGGGGCCCGACUACGCCGGCCAGCAGCACCUCCUCACCCGGGGGGAGUACCCCGAGUAUCAGACCACCAUCGGCUUCGCCGACUGCGUCCGCUCCUGCCGCCACGUCCCCGCGCACAAAGGACCCUUCAAGAUGAGGAUCUACGAGGGGGCGGACUUUGAGGGGCAGAUGAAGGAGCUGACGGAGGACUGCGGCUCCAUCCAGGACCGCCACCACAUGUCCGACAUGCAGUCCUGCCACGUGAUGGAGGGCCACUGGCUGACGUUCGAGCAGCCCAACUACGAGGGCCGCAUGUUCUACCUGAAGCCCGGGAAGUACAGGGACCUGACGGAGAUGAGCGACGACGACGUGAGGCUCAGCUCCGUCAGGCGCAUCACAGAAUCGUAG